Messenger RNA from Amoebophrya sp. A120, 2547 nucleotides. Lineage: Eukaryota; Dinophyceae; Syndiniales; Amoebophryaceae. The record is from the annotation of a GenBank genome assembly.
GAGCGCAACGCGUGUGGGCCAAUGGCAAUGCGAAUCCGUGCUACAGCAGGAGGUCAUCGUGAGGGAGGAUCAGAAGAAGUAAAGAUGUCUUUCUUGGAUUUGAUGAUUGAUCGUCGUUCAUGUUGUUCCUGAGUUUCUAGUAACAAGUAGCCUUUCAUCAUCUAUAAGUAAUUGACCUCUGCGGGUGCCAGUCUCGGCCGGUGCUGCACCAUCGUGCUCAAAGAUAAUAAAGCUGAGUACAAAUAGCAAACCGAAGCCAAGCACUACCACUAGACGUAAGAGUAAAGAAAGGCAACUCAACAUGCGACCCAACGUGAAGGCGGGCGCAAUGCUCGCGUCGGGGCUCUCCCUCAUGGCUGGGUGGCUUGCAGCCCCCUACAUCGUCUUCGCCCUUGUCCAAGAGCAGAAUCUGCGGGGCACGAGCGGUGCAGCUGCGCGUACCCCCAGCGUUGUGGCCGGAAAGGAGAUUACCGAGAAGGACUUGGCGGGGCUCAAGACGAUUUAUGAGCUGAGAGUGGGUAUACCAUCUCCAUCUUCAUCUGGCUUUCGGUUUUGCUGGCCAUGGUGCAGUCACAAAAACACUUAUUCCCACAGUCUAAGUUUCUGUUUCUCGUGCUGGUGCAUGCGGCAUAUCUUGACGUGAUGAAGUAGAAAAAAUGGAAAGUCCAAUGAAAAACCUUUAUUUAUGUUGCUUCAGCAGUAGCAGGGUCUGUCAAACAAUAGUUUAUAAGCUCAUUUUCCAGAUCUGCAAGGAGGCGGUUUCAGCAUGGCAGAGGUCGACGUGAUGCAGGGCAUCGUAAACCGCAACGGAGGCCAGUUGUGGCCGGCGGUCCAGGCCUACAACUCCGGGGCGGUGCACGCCUUUCUCCAACUCGACAAAAACAACGACCGCAAGGUCGAUGCCAAGGAGUGCCCGGUCUUGGGACACGCGCUGCCGGAAUCGGCCACGACCGGGACGGCGGGACCGAACCUGGACCUCAUGGACCUCGCGAGCGUGUGCGCCGAGAGCGGGGCGAGCGGGUUUCUCGAGGUCAGCGUGACGUCGUCGGGUUCGACCCUGGCGCCCGCUGCCGACACAGUGGACGGUGAUAACUCGCUACUGGAGAAGAGUUACCAGUCGUGGUGGGAGGGAGUGAGGUCGUCGUGGCCUCGUCCGUGGGCCGAAAAUCCGAAUCCUCGUCCGCGGGCGAAACCCGAGUUGUUACCCGAUGCUCCGGAGUUACCCGAUGCUCCGGACGAAAUCGAACCUGCAUACGAUCAUGUCGAAGUAUGUUUGAAUUGAAUAUAUGGCUGGGCAGUUAGUAGAGUUAGUACCAGUAUGUUUUAUGUAGUAAGGUUUGAAUGCAUAACCAUAAGCCAUGCAACAGCUGAUCGGGACUGAAAAAAAAACUACCUAUUGAUAUUCUUUCAAGGUGAUUGAUACAUCCAAUGGCAAUGGCAUCGUAUUGCCAGGGAACCGAGGGGUAAGAUUCCGCAUUCCCGCGAAGCAUGAGGCGCGAAGCACAGAAAAAAUUCGGCGAAAGAGAAGAAGCACAAGAGAGGCGGCAACGAGAAUCUGAAUCACGAGGCUCUUUAUCACGUCUUGACUCCAAAGCCUUAGACGAGGAGGACGUGCCCGACUGGAGGAAGGAACACGUAUUGGCGUUCCUCUGGUUUCUGUUUGAAUGUGGAACCAACCCAAUUGCAUCGGCAUCGUGCCAACUAAUAACGCAGAACCCUCACAGAUGCAAUUCAUCGUACUAGAAGAAGUGCCGUUGUAUUUACAAAACGAAAAUAUUUGAUGAGAGCAACGUCAACGCAAACACGAUGAAAAACGAUGAAGAAAGAAAAAGGCUGAUUUCUUUUUCAGGAAUUGGUGGAAUCCGAUGAUGAAUCCAUUGCUCCGUCUACGUCCUCUUCGUGGCUUCCGUUCUCUUGCUGCUAUGGGGGCCCUCCAUGGUCGGCUGUUCGGGGUUCGGACGGGCUGUCUUCGAGCUUUGUCGUCCGCGACAACGGAGAGACGGGCUUUGCGCAGGAUUCGCUGCAUGCGGCCGGCACCGCCAAAAACGAAGGACACGACACGGAGGCGCAUGGGCGCGGCGAAGUUUGAAAAUCUGUGCACUGAACUCAAUCAGCAUUCCUCUGAGCGAAUUAAGUAAGUAACUACUUCUGCUCUUUCUCUAUGCCAAUGAAUUACAUUGCGUCUCGCGUGCGUCUAUCACCAGUGUCAGUGGCACUUCGUAAUUUGGCAGACGUAUGACUGUAAGAAGAAACGCUUAGUGUUAGUGCCUGAAAAUGAAAAUUUGGGAAGUUUGACAGACAGAUUUAAUGUAUAAUUAUAAUUUAGACCAUUCAUCAUCAUCACAUCAACCUGUCGCCAGCGAAAGCAUCUUCUACACCACUACUGAUUUUAUAGUUGCGAAUGUCAAGCAUAGUUCUUGCGUUCGUGAAAGUCAGCAAGAGUAUUUUUUUAUGUAAAAACAAAGAACGUCAAGAAUGAAAUUGUAGCAACAUGAUCAAGUUCAAGGCAUCUUUCUCGACGGCUCUGCUCUCCCCAGUAGAAGAGCA